Mollisia scopiformis is the source of this 1479-nucleotide messenger RNA. RefSeq lists its product as uncharacterized. The transcript is spliced from 4 exons. Lineage: Eukaryota; Fungi; Ascomycota; Leotiomycetes; Helotiales; Mollisiaceae. The record is from RefSeq and is a predicted model, not a curated record. Bases 1 to 1479 code for a protein of 492 amino acids.
AUGACGUAUGGUGAUAUGAAAGACGAUAAGAGUUUCCCCAGCCUCAACUCCGACUUGGAUUUGAACAACCUAUUUACCGCAAACUCAACUAUCCUCCCUUCGAAAACAUCCCAUAAACUUCCUCGAAAUACACAAAACAAGAUCUACAGCAUGGCUUCGAUCAAGUCUCCUAAAGAUACUGGACAGGAACCCAAUCUUCAGACAAUGAAUACCAAUACCAAUAAUCCACCGCCUGAAAGCGAGGCGAAUGGACAGACUGAAGUCGAACGAGACAAAUUGGACGACGAGAAAUCCUCCUCUGAGCAACUUAUGCCGGCAAGGAUUCCUUACAACAAUGGGUACGGUGACUUCUGCUUUGGGCGAUGGGCACUUCGACGAAGGGUGUGUGAUUGGACAGGAACUGUACAAGACCAAGAAUUCUGGGAGAAGGGCAGCAAUGGAGUUGUUGUACCUGAACUUGAUGGCUUCAAGAGAGAUGGACCGUUCCCUUUCUUCAGUCUGCCUCUGCUUGUACGCGAUAUGAUCUAUCGUUUGCUUCUCGGCCCACUGUACGAAUAUGAUGAGAAUGACAAGACGAGUUACAUCAGACUUUACGUAGAACAACCAGAGAAAUCGCAUGCCGAUCGCUAUGAGCAUGGUUACGAACACUUCAUAGGUAUGGAGAGAAAAGCGUCCGCCGUCGAGUUAGAUGACCCCAACUCCUCUACCAAGCCAGAAACAACAAUCGAAGAGUAUGAGCAACAGUUAAUCGUCCACCGCCACAAAUAUGCUGUUCAUCCUUCCCGGUCAACUUCUUAUCAAAUCGGGUUAUUCCCUACGUGGCAGGGGGGAAGCUUGAAGGAGGAGCGUACGGACUCUUGGUAUCUCGAGUGGUUACGAAAGCUUUCAAACGUAUCCAACAAAUUCAGACAUGAGUUGGGACAUGUAUUCUGGACUCGAAUUGCUAUCGACGCCUCUCUGCCUACAAUGCGCGGACCAUACUCUGUUCUGCAACUCCUUCAUGAUCGAUCGUCGAUUCACGCUGGAAUCAAAGACAUUACCGUCAAAGUCGAUCUCGAGGCGGAGACACAAGGCCUGGUCAUGACCGCCGCUCUUGUUAACUUCAAAGAGCUCUGUGACUUCAUCGGCGACCGACUCGUUCUCGAGACGUUCUGUGUGCAACUUGAAAUGGAAGAAGACUCCCUUUCCGACAUUUUUCGAUCUGAGUAUUUGAUGGAUUAUCUUCAGCCGGGUCGACAAUUACAAGUUAGGAAGCGCUUCUCCGUCCAAUCCGCCAUUUAUCUCAAUAAUAAUCAUAAAUCCCACUCUUCCGAAGAAUGGGAUGAUUUUACGGAAAAUCUACGGAUGAAGUAUGAAAAAUUCAUCACAGACGUCAUGCUACCUGACACCCUGCGGUGGAAGCCAGCGACUGACGAGAUGAACGUAUAUCUUCAAUCACGCUCUGAUAGUUUAGUCGUACCACCAUCCUCGCUUCCAUGA